Messenger RNA from Prorocentrum cordatum, 801 nucleotides. NCBI's taxonomy places the organism in Eukaryota, Dinophyceae, Prorocentrales, Prorocentraceae. The record is from the annotation of a GenBank genome assembly.
AUGCCAAACCUCGGCCACGUCAAUCAAUCACCGCCACUCAAAAUUCCGAAGUUGCCACUCUGCAGUCCAAGAAGUGACACAACCAGUCCAAGGAUGACAAAGCCAAGUCCACUCUGCAGUCCAAGGAUGACACAGCCAGAAGAGCUAUUCUCCGGGCUGCCAGAUCGCCCCGAACCUGAUGCAUUCCGCCGUACGCUCAUGAAGUUGCUCGCAGCCCACCAGCGCGAGGUAGAUUGGCUCGAAGAAGUGAUCUCGAGGCAGCAGGUCUAUGUGACAGCGCGGGGCCCGCCCGAGCGCAAGCAUCAUGAGGACAAUCCGCUGGUCUUAGAUGAUAGCAGUAUCGUGCGUUCAGAAGCAAGUGGCAUCCGUGGAUGUCCUGAGGGCAUCGAUGCGUCUCCAUCAGCAAGGCACACCGAUCCGUCUCCAUCACCAAGGCGCCCCCCGCGCGAGGUAUCCUUCAGUACCGAAGGGUCAAGCUCAGACGAGGGCGAGGAGAACAUCGAAGACCAGGGCGACUCCCUCCCCAAAAUUGCCAAGGCGAAGUUUUCGACGAUGGCCGUAGACAAGGCAGACUCUGAGGACGAUUCUGUGGGUCAGCUCGGCCAUGGACAGUACAUGUGGCAGUGGCGGCGCACCAAGGGUGGUUUUCGCAACUACAAUCCGACUCAGAAUGACCAGAUUGAGGAGGCCUACAGGCGUGGCCUGUCUAAGGUGCGAUUCAAGAGCGGCCAGGAUGGUCAGACAGUGAUGGAGGGCCGGCUGAUUUUUUUCGUCGAUAUGUUCCAACUGGACCCCACGUAA